AUGGACGUUUUCAGUGAUUCUGGAGAGUUAUACACAAUAAGAAACCAAUUCUACACCAAUCAGCAUCACAAAGUCACGUCGUAUUCUUUGGAUCAAUUUUCAGAAGAGAAUCAGCUUAAGGUCCUAGAAUAUCAAAUUAGAUCAACGAUAGCCUUAGGAGAAGAUGCUUCGCAAUUAAUCGAAAACGGAAAGCUGUUGUUUCCCGAGCAUGAAGAACUUUUCCAAUUAUUAAGCGCCUAUGACGAUUUAAAUUCCUUUGGAACUGACGAUUCAACUUAUUUUGAUGACAUUAAAGUUGCACUGUUCGAGUUGCAAGCAAUUUUAACGGCAGUCUACUUGGUUAAAUUUGAAAAAGAUAUUGAUCAGGCUAUCUCAUUCUUAACAAGCUAUAUUGACAGCAAUACUAAGUUUGAUGAGAUCGAACCAUUUUUAAUUUUAAUCCAGUUACAUUUAAUACAGGGUAAUUUCUCAGCAGCAAACAAGAUUUUUGAAAGUUUCAAAAGCUUUCCUGAUUCAACCAGGGACAGCAUUAUCUACCAAGUAAUUGAAUCCUGGAUCUUAUCUAUAAAAGGGGAGUCCGAUAACAUCAAUAAUGCCUAUUACUUUUACGACGAAUGGCUCUCCAGUGAUUUCGAAGAUGAUCCUCAGGGUAAAUAUCAGCUCCUCAAUGUCUUAUUUGUAUUGACCCUUCAAUUGAAACAUUAUCCGGAAGCACUAGAAAUUUCAUCUCAAAUCAGAGGUUUGGAUGUAAAGCCUACAGGUGAUUUUAUAGCUAAUGAAGUUACCUUUGAUUAUAUCUCAAAUGGUGGAGCCAACGUGGAGCAAUUGCUAAAUGAAUUAAAGAACGUUGAUCCUGAGCAUCAGCUUUUAGUUGAUCAAGAAGAGAAAAAUAUAAAAUUCGAUGAAAUCGUUGCCAAGUACGAAACCGUAAUCUAG
Priceomyces carsonii is the source of this 936-nucleotide messenger RNA. RefSeq names its product coatomer subunit epsilon. Lineage: Eukaryota; Fungi; Ascomycota; Pichiomycetes; Serinales; Debaryomycetaceae. The record is from RefSeq and is a predicted model, not a curated record. Gene Ontology annotation, biological process: endoplasmic reticulum to Golgi vesicle-mediated transport; intra-Golgi vesicle-mediated transport; retrograde vesicle-mediated transport, Golgi to endoplasmic reticulum. The coding region runs from base 1 to 936 and encodes 311 amino acids. Gene Ontology annotation, cellular component: COPI vesicle coat. Gene Ontology annotation, molecular function: structural molecule activity; protein binding. The transcript has a single exon.